AUGACAUUGGGUGCUGAAAAUAAAAUUGAAUGUCAAGUAGGAGCACAUAAAUAUGGAGAAAUAGAAUGCCCACUUAAAGUCAUAUCAAUACAUAGAGCUAUUAUAAAGUUCAACACUGGAGUAAUUACUUCAAUGAAAGUUUUCAUACAAGUUGAAGUCACUGGUGAUGCUGAUGCUGUUACCAGUGAAAGAUAUGUUGAAAACACUAUUGAAAAUCCUACAUGGUAUACAGUUGAAGAUAAUCAUGUUUCUUUGGUUUCUGAAAAUGUUGAGGAAGUUAUUAAGCUUGAAACUGAUAUGUCGGAUGAUUGGAUGUGGGAAAGUAGAACUGAAAUUACAAAAGAUGUUACCAACCAAAGUAAUAUGAAGUUACCCUUGGAAUGUCAGGACGUCGCAGAUAAUAAUAUUUACUUAAAUCAUGAAAAUACAAGUGAUAAAUUAUUUCAUUGUAAUAUUUGUGGAAAAAGCUUUGAAUUAAGUUAUCUUUUAAAAAAUCACUUGGCCGAACACAAAAAACAAAUAAAUUAUAAAACUAAUAAAUGUAUAUUUUGUGGAAAACAGUUUAAGUUAAGAAUUGGUUUGAAUAAACACAUUCAAAAAAAUCACAAUUCCUCGUAUAAAUGCAGAUUUUGCAGACAAAAUAUUGAUUUCUCUAAUUAUAUCGAACACGAAAAAUGCCAUGAAAGAAAAGAUCAAACUAAGUUUGAUACUAUUCCUAAUACUAAACGGAAUAUAAAGCAAAAACAGUUAAUUCAAACAACAGUCGGAGACCAUUUUCAACAACAAACAAACAUACAGCAAUCAAGUUUAUUGAGACAGCAAUCAGUUGUACCGACAGCUUCGCAAAUCUCAAUGGCAAAUAAUUUCGAUAUCCUAAACAUGAAGCAAGAAAAAAACUUGUGUACAAAUGUCAGAGAAAGGAACAGUUCAGAUCAAGUAGAUUCAGUGAAUAUCAAUGAAUUAACUUUGGCAAACAAACCUCGUGAUUUAAUGGCGGAACAAAACCCUAUUAAUAUAGCUAACAAUAAUAUUGUAUCUACAGUUAGGGAAACACUUUAUUUCUGUAUUAGAAAAUUUCCUAAUAUUAGAAAUGGAUCUCGCAAUGAUUAUGAUCAGACAUCACAAAACAAUGUUAUUUUUAUAUGUAAAAUUUGUAAAAAUUCUCCAUCUACAGAUAUACAUGCAUUUGCAUUACAUAUGAGUGAUCACAGUGAGUGUAAUAUGCAUGAAUGUAUUGUAUGUGAUAAAACAUUUAAAUCUGUAGUUCUUUGGACACACCAUAUGAUCGAUCAUGAACAGCAAAUAGAUUCAAAUGUGUCAACAGUUCAGUUUAAUCUUUUUGAAACUGAAUCUAAGACAUUAGGUCCUAUUAAUUCUAGAAACACGGAACCUCGAGAUUUUCCAAACUUAAGAAAUAGAAAAUUCAAGAAAUCUUUAUUGGAUAAUUCAGAUUCAGAUAUAACAAGGUUAAAUAGUGCCAAUAAAAUUAAACACCAAUAUAACUGUAUUACAUAUAAAAAAGUAUUUCCUUCCAAAAGCCCAUUAAAAAUGCAUCAAUCUCUUCAUAAUAAAUCACAACCUUUUUCCUGUAGGUAUUGUGAUAAAAUAUUUUCUGUAAAGGGUCUGUGCACAGAUCAUGAAAAAUGUCACAUCAACUCAGACAAUUUGUUAUCAAAAAAUAAUGAGAAUAUUAAACUUGAACCAAAUGUAAUCCAAAACAGCAUAAGUAUAGAAGACAACACUGAUUCUGGGACAAUGUCAAGGAAUCAAAAUAACAAUCUUAUCAACCAUAGUAAUAAAAGCAAUGAGAAGAAAUCAACAUUUUGCAUGAUUUGCAACAAACAUUAUGCACAUCCUGGUGCCUUCACCAAUCACAUGCGUAUUCAUGGUGGUACAACAUACAAAUGUCAAUAUUGCCACAAGCAAUUUAAUAGAAAAGGCAUUUAUAUUAUGCAUGAGAAAACACAUGUAUUUAAAAAUAACAUAGAAGAACAUACAACGAUACAUACUUUAAAUAUGUAUGAGUGUGAUGACUGCGGUCAGCAGUUUAAGACAAAUAUUUCUCUAGGUCAUCACAUUAUGGAAAACCACAGUGCCAAUAUGUCUACAUCUAAUAAAAAUGAACAUGUCGAGAAUUAUGAGAGACAAAAUGCUUCUCUAGAAAGAAUUAAUUUUGAUUUUGUUCAGUGUCAAAUUUGUUUGAAAAUCUUAAAAACCCGAAAAUAUUUGGAAUGUCACAUGAGAAUACACACUGGUGCCAUGCCAUUCAAAUGUGAUAAGUGUAACACGGCUUUCAGAUUUAAAUCAAAUUUAAAAUCGCAUCAAAAGAAAUAUUUGGCAUGUUAUGUCCCAUAAUUAUAUUUUAAGUGUAAAUAAAUAGAAUUUUAAGCCAUUAAAAAUGACAUCAUAUUUCAACAUCAGCUGAAGUUACUUUAAUGCCAGUAUAAUAAUGUGGAAAAAGAAAAUUAGAAAACUUGUGAAUCACUUGAAUCUCACAUUCAUGGUUUUAUAUUUUGUUUUAUCCUAAAAAUGCCUAGCUACUUUUAUUGUUAUAACUACUUAUACAAUGAA
Messenger RNA from Metopolophium dirhodum (rose-grain aphid), 2571 nucleotides. RefSeq names its product zinc finger protein 675-like. The record is from RefSeq and is a predicted model, not a curated record. Gene Ontology annotation, cellular component: nucleus. The transcript has 4 exons. The coding region runs from base 1 to 2355 and encodes 784 amino acids. Lineage: Eukaryota; Metazoa; Arthropoda; Insecta; Hemiptera; Aphididae.